Molecule: messenger RNA, 1148 nt
Organism: Thermothelomyces thermophilus ATCC 42464
Lineage: Eukaryota; Fungi; Ascomycota; Sordariomycetes; Sordariales; Chaetomiaceae
Exons: 1
Coding region: 247-993 (248 amino acids)
Molecular function (GO): ubiquitin-like protein transferase activity
Source: RefSeq, a predicted model, not a curated record
GAGCAGGCCCGAGUGCGCAAAUGAUUACAAUGAAGAUGAGAUGACUCAGGCCAUGCGGUGACCCAAGGGCUUUUUUUGCCAACUCUUCCUUUCCAGGCUGUCGUCUGAUCUCAACUUCCGUGAUCUCUCAACUUUUCCUCGGAAGUAGAUUGACCUAGGGCCGACCUCUCAAAUAAUCGCCCUCCUUUACUUUAUUAUUUUUGGUCGGUGGUGAACUUGACUAUGACAAACCAAAUAGAUUCCAACAUGCAACAAGAAAGACACCUCGCCUCCUCCGAAUUCCGCUCCUACCCGUACCUCACCCCAGAGGAGUUCACCGAGGUCUGCCACCACCUCGAGAGGCGCUACUGCCAGGCCCGCCUCGGCGUCCAACGGCGACGAUGGAUGCUGGACACCUUCCGGGCGUUUAACACGGCCGACUUCACCUUCGGCCCGGAGUACGGCACUUACCUCGUGAUCCGGAGGCCACUGGACGCCGUCCGGGACGACGAGGGGCUGUCGAGCUGCAUGGGUGCGUUCUCUCUGGGCGAGGAAACGGGGGGCGAGGACGAUGACAGCGAGAUGAUGGAGGCCGAGGAAGCCGAUCAAGUACGCUACGCUGCACUAGUACAAUCGGGUGAUGUCCCACCGUGUAUGGCUCGGGGAGAGAAAGAGGAAAAGAGUCUUAACGCUCUGCAGGCAAACCACGUCCAGCUGGACGACAGGGACUAUCUCCCCCACGGCGCUCGACCGAGACCGCGCGUCCGAUAUGAAAUCAUUCUGCACCCGACAUACCAGGUGCCCUGCCUCUGGUUCAACCUCCAGGACCUACCCGCUGACGAGGACCCCUUGAACAUCGACACAGUGUUCAGGUGGUUAGUGCCGGACGAGUACAAGGCGCCACUGCGGGCUAGCGUGGGGAGAAUUGGUGGAAUCUCGCUUGACGUGCGUCGCCCAACCCUCCCCUUCGCUUCCCUUCUUAUAUUUGUGAUUUGCCAUGUCUUGAUGAGCUAGAUACUGGCUGUUAACCGGCAUUCCGCAUGAUGGCCUAGACUAACACGAACCAUUUUCUUUUCUCUCUCCAUCCUGCAGAGCCACCCCUUCACUGGCAUGCCGUCUUUCUUCAUCCACCCUUGUCUCAUCGGCGAGGCCAUGGAGAAAAUCGACUG